AUGACGACACGAACUCAACUACAAACCCAUUUCGGUCGGCUCAUGGACCUCGCGUCCCAACCUUCCCCGCCUCUCAAGCCUACCUUUUGGGACAAUCUCGAUCUCGAUGGCAGAAAAGCAUCCGUUAGCCAGGAUCGAUCAUGGGAAUUUAAUAAGGAAUUCGCCUGGGACCCCAUCGGGUCAGUGAAAGACGAAUGGAACGAUUCUAUCUAUCCGAGGACAAUCAAGCCUCUUCUCCAACACAACACGAGAAAAAUAUACCAUGGCGUCAAGAAACAGACUCCUUACAGUGUGUGUUGCUGGAUGAUUGGCAAGGAGUGGCAUUUGUCCUAUCCAGCUGCGAUCAUCAUCUGCGGAAAUAAGAAGGUCACCAAGAAUGCUGUAAAAUUGAUUGAACGGCACGGUGAGCUCGUCCGUACUUGGGGCUUCCGGGUUUAUGGAUACGAGAGUAAGGUUUCAUUGACUAUGGGCACCUCUGGAAGCGACAUUGAUGAGGGAUCUCCUCUCUGCGCUAUCAGUGGGACACGUUUCACAAUUAGAGGCAGCGAUGGAAUGUCGAGUCGAAUAGCGACUCUUGGAGGGAGUAUCAUGAUCGAUGGAGAAUUCUUCGGUGUGACAGUUGCUCAUCCCUUCAUGGAGAUCUCCCAGGCUCUCUCAUCGGAUGAAGAUGGCAGCGACAUGAGUGACAAUGAUAGCGACAUCUCAGACUGUAUUAGUUGCACAGAUGCCACCGAAUCGAUUCCUAUCGAAUCUGUUAUGCCUGAAUCCGAGGUGGCCUUGGUGGAAGACCCAAUAUCUCACCAAGAAACGAUUCUAGGAACAAUUCCGAAUCAAUCUUACUUCUCGCAAAACGCAGACUGGGCUCUUAUCGAACUUCGACCAGCUGCCCUCGCUAUCAAUCUUCUAGCCUUGGGUGACAAGACUGUGAUUCCAUGUCGGAUUCAACGAUAUCCGGCCGAUGGGGAGCUUUGGGUGGCAGUGAACCCUGCAGGGCCAGUACAAACAAAGGCUUCGCCAUCAAUAUGUGGCUUAUUUGUUCCGUUCUCUGGGAUGCAAGACGUUUGGGCCACGAGUUUGAAGCCAACACCUGGAUAUUGUGGAUCUUGGAUUGUAGAUGCCUCCCAACAAGCAAUAUGUGGCAUCAUUGUGGCAGGGUCGGAAUCGAAUGAUAUUUCUUUCGCUCUGUCUGCUUGGAAUAUCUUCGAAGAAAUACAAGCACGCUUUCCACUGAUGAAGCUUCAAUCUUUGAAGGAUAUUGUGACACUGCCGGUACAGCACUUUACUAAUAUCAUUCGCAAGGCAAAAGAGCUUGGCCUUUCCCAUUUUGUGAGUGAGAUGGUAUCGAAGCGCCCCGGACUGAACGAAAUGGACUCAAGCGGGUAUAGCCCUCUAUGCUGGGCGAUACAAGAGGGAUAUGAGGCAGUAGUUGCUUCACUCCUAGGUGGAGGAGCUAGUCCACAUGUGAUUGGCGCACCUUUAAACUUGAGUCCUCUAGAGUUGGCUGUACAGAAAGGGCAUGUGGCUAUCGUACAGCUCAUUCUCUCUUCUGGUGCAGAUCCCAACUCACCAACCAGCAGUCCUCGACAAAGAACACCCUUGAUAAUUGCAGCAGAACGAGGCCACCGAGACCUCACUAUUCUUCUGAUAAUGAGCGGUUCCAGUGUAAAUACCUACGACGCUUUUGGCAGCGGCCCUUUGGCAGUGGCGGCACGAUAUGGGGAUGAAGAAGUCAUACGAAUCCUGCUUUCUAGGGGUGCUACAGUCGACGCCGCGGAUUCUGUUGGCGUCACUCCAUUAAUGCAGGCGGUAAUGUCGCAGAAUGAAAAAGCUACUAGCCUCCUGCUUGAAAACGGUGCCAAUGUCAACUGCUUCGAUUACAAUGGCUACACGCCAUUAUUAUUCACUGCUAUGGGCGGCGAUGCAGUCAUCGCUAGAAUCCUACUUGAAGGGGGUGCCAACCAACUAAGCAGACUGGAGGAUGGAGACACCCCGUUGAUAAUAGCAGCAAAGAACGGUCAUGAUCAAGUUGUCGAGGCUUUGCUUGAGCAACAGAAUGGCCCGGACAUUCCAAACGAGAGAGGCGAUACACCAUUGAUGAUGGCCGUCAUGAAAGGCCAUGUUCCUACUGUUGAGAUCCUUCUUCGUCACGGAGCAGACAUGCACAUACGCAACUUAUUCGGUCACACGCCGUGGUCUUUGGCACAGGGAGACGAUGAUAUGACCAAUUUGCUUCGUGACCAUUCGGCCAGUCAAGACCACAAGGGCAAGGGGCUGUCAUCGAUUAUUGAGCGUGAGCCGCGAUCCAAAAAUAUUCUGAAGUUUUUAUCACAGAGAAGUUCAAAUAUCAGCGAAUCGGGGCAAGAGAAGAAGCAGAAAGAGAAGCGGAAAUUUGAGGAAAGCAUAUGGAACAUGGACGAAUUCAUGGCUGAGCCUGAGGCUGGAUCACAUCGUGAACCAAAGUAA
This is a messenger RNA of Penicillium brasilianum, 2463 nucleotides long. The record is from the annotation of a GenBank genome assembly. NCBI's taxonomy places the organism in Eukaryota, Fungi, Ascomycota, Eurotiomycetes, Eurotiales, Aspergillaceae.